This is a messenger RNA of Jatropha curcas, 822 nucleotides long. RefSeq names its product heavy metal-associated isoprenylated plant protein 47. Gene Ontology annotation, molecular function: metal ion binding. Lineage: Eukaryota; Viridiplantae; Streptophyta; Magnoliopsida; Malpighiales; Euphorbiaceae. The record is from RefSeq and is a predicted model, not a curated record.
AUGCUAAGUUAUUCCCUGGUUUUCUUUCCUUGGUUCCUUGUUUUUCUUCUUCUUCCAUUUUUUUUCAGUUGGAAAACAACAACAAAUUAUAUAAUCUGUUGGUCCCAAUUAUAAUAGAAUAAAAUGAAGCAAAAGAUUGUGCUCAAGGUUGAUAUGAAGUGCAACAGAUGCCGGACUGAGGCACUCAAGGUUGUCGCAAAAGCUGAUGGUGUGAACUUCUUGGGGUUAGAAGGAGAAAACAAAGAAAGAGUGGUGGUGAUCGGAGAUGGAGUUGAUGCGGUCAAUUUGGCUACCAACUUGAGGAAGAAAGUUGGGCAUACCGAAAUUAUCAGCGUGGCAGCCCAUGAUUCUAAAUAGAAAUAUUCAGUGUUCUAAUGUAUAAAUUUGCUCUUAAAAUUUACGCGAACUGCCAUCUCACACUCUCAAAUUUGUGGAGAAUCUAUCGUGAUCCUAAACUUUUAUAUUUCAGUAAUAACUAUAUACCUCGCUAAAAUGAAUAACUUUACAAGAGUUUAAUCAUAACUCUGUAUUUUUACAUUUUAUUUUGACGAGGAAUAUAAUUAUUACUGAAAUGUGAAAGUGUAGGAUUAUAAUAGGUUUUUGCAAACUUGAGGGUGUUAUAAGGCAAAUCACGUAAACUUGGAGAGCAAAUCUACGUAUUUAGCCGAUAUUUAACAUGUAACAGGGGCUUCUGUGGCCCAUUUGUUUGAUGAGUUUAUUUGGCUUAUCUUUUGGUGCUAUGGAGGAUGGUCAUUUGUAUCACCAUUACCUUUUAAAUUUUCUUAAUUUUCGUUUUCAUUUUAUGAUAUUAUUAUCUCACAA